Molecule: messenger RNA, 1422 nt
Organism: Botrytis fragariae
Lineage: Eukaryota; Fungi; Ascomycota; Leotiomycetes; Helotiales; Sclerotiniaceae
Product: putative 2-methylcitrate synthase protein
Exons: 4
Coding region: 1-1422 (473 amino acids)
Biological process (GO): citrate metabolic process; carbohydrate metabolic process; tricarboxylic acid cycle
Cellular component (GO): mitochondrial matrix
Molecular function (GO): 2-methylcitrate synthase activity
Source: RefSeq, a predicted model, not a curated record
AUGGCGAUGAACGGCAGAACUGCGUCGCAGGCUUUCAGAUCUUUGCGACCUGUCGGUGUUCGUACUUUCGCCCUCCCAGCUCAUCGAAAUUAUGCUACAUCAUCCGAGCCAGAUCUCAAAACUACCUUCAAGGAGUGCAUUCCUGCGAAGCGUGAGUUGUUGAAGAAAGUUAAGGCAAAUGGCAACAAAGUUAUCGGCGAGGUUAAAAUCGAGAACACGAUUGGUGGAAUGAGAGGAUUGAAAGCCAUGGUAUGGGAAGGAUCAGUUUUGGAUGCCAAUGAAGGAAUUAGAUUCCAUGGCAGAACUAUCAAGGACUGUCAGAAAGAGCUUCCAAAGGGAACAAGCGGAACAGAGAUGCUUCCAGAAGCUAUGUUUUGGCUGCUUUUGACCGGACAGGUCCCUUCUACAUCUCAAGUCAGACAGUUCUCCAAGGAAUUGGCAGAACAAGCGGCACUUCCGGAAUUCGUCAACAAAAUGCUUGAUAAUUUCCCAAAGGAUUUACAUCCAAUGACUCAAUUUGCUAUUGCUGUUUCAGCACUCUCCCACACAUCAAAAUUCGCCAAGGCAUAUGAGAAGGGAGUCAAUAAAGCAGAUUACUGGGAGCCAACUUUCGAUGAUAGUAUAUCUCUUUUGGCAAAACUUCCAGUUAUUGCUGCUAAGAUUUAUCAAAAUUCGUACAGAGGUGGUGGAGCUCUCCCUGCUCAGGUUGACCUGGAACAAGAUUGGUCGUACAAUUUUGCAGCUCUGCUCGGUAGGGGAGGCAAGGAGAAUGAGAACUUCCAAGACUUGUUGAGACUAUACUUGGCUCUUCACGGUGAUCAUGAAGGUGGAAAUGUUUCAGCACAUACCACUCAUUUGGUCGGAAGUGCUUUGAGUGAUCCGUUCUUAAGUUACAGCGCUGGUCUACAAGGUCUUGCUGGACCUCUUCACGGUCUGGCCGCUCAAGAAGUUCUUAGAUGGAUUCUACAAAUGCAGGAGCACGUUGGAACCAAAUUCACCGACAAAGACGUAUCUGACUAUCUCUGGUCAACUCUCAACUCGGGCCGAGUUGUUCCAGGUUACGGUCAUGCUGUUCUACGAAAACCAGAUCCCCGCUUCGAAGCUCUCAUGGACUAUGCCUCUUCCCGACCAGAGAUUGCUAAAGACCCCGUCUUCCAACUUGUGAAGAAGAACUCUGAAAUAGCUCCAGAAGUCUUGAUGAAGCACGGAAAGACGAAAAAUCCGUAUCCGAACGUAGAUUCUUCAUCCGGUGUUUUAUUCCAUCAUUAUGGUUUCCAUGAGACACUCUACUAUACAGCGACAUUUGGUGUUAGUAGAGGAUUGGGACCUUUGGCACAAUUGAUCUGGGAUAGAGCGUUGGGAUUGCCUAUUGAGAGACCUAAGAGUAUUAAUUUGGAGGGAUUAUUGAAGUUAGCAGAAUAG